This is a messenger RNA of Anopheles coustani, 1364 nucleotides long. Its product is annotated as methionine aminopeptidase 1. The record is from RefSeq and is a predicted model, not a curated record. Bases 125 to 1249 code for a protein of 374 amino acids. NCBI's taxonomy places the organism in Eukaryota, Metazoa, Arthropoda, Insecta, Diptera, Culicidae. The transcript is spliced from 5 exons. Gene Ontology annotation, molecular function: metalloaminopeptidase activity. Gene Ontology annotation, biological process: proteolysis.
CUUUGUUGUCAAAACGACAGCAGUGAAAAAAAGGAAAAUUAAAGCAUGCAUGAAGCAUUCUUGUUCUUAUAAGGAUUAACCGGUUUCUUCUCCCGUACAGUUAGUGCGCCUGUGAAUUAGCAAGAUGAGUGAAAUGGCGAAACACCUCUGCGGAACGGACAACUGUAAGAAGUCGGCAACGCUGCAGUGUCCAGUGUGCUUGAAGCUAGGCAUUCAAGGAUCCUUCUUCUGCAGCCAGGAGUGUUUCAAAGGAUCCUGGAAGGAGCACAAAUUCAUCCAUCUGCUCGCAAAGGAUAAGGAUUCCAACGCGUACAACCCGUGGCCUUACUAUACGUUCACCGGCAAGCUGCGGCCCUUCGAACAGUCGCCUAUGCGCACGGUCCCGCUUGCGAUUCCCCGGCCGGACUAUGCGGAUCACAAGGAAGGUCGAUCCAAGUCGGAGGAAGCACUACGGGGGAAUAAUACGAUCAAGAUUCUGGAUGACGAGGAAAUUGAGGGCAUGCGUGUGGCCUGCCGAUUGGGACGUGAGGUACUUGACGAAGCUGCCAGAGUGUGCGGUGUCGGCGUCACCACGGACGAAAUAGAUCGUGCUGUUCAUGAGGCUGCCAUCGAGCGGGAGUGCUAUCCUAGUCCGUUGAAUUAUUACAACUUUCCGAAGUCUUGUUGCACUUCGGUGAAUGAAGUUAUCUGCCAUGGAAUACCGGACAAGCGUCCGCUGGAGGAUGGAGAUUUGUGCAAUGUUGACGUCACGGUAUACCAUCGCGGCUUCCAUGGGGAUUUGAACGAAACGUUCUUCGUGGGAAAUGUUCAGGAACAGCAUAAGAAGCUGGUGCAGGUCACAUAUGAGGCGUUAAUGAAGGCGAUUGACAUCGUUAAGCCCGGUGAACGCUAUCGUGAAAUAGGAAACGUAAUCCAAAAGCAUGUGCAAGCCCAUGGAUAUAGUGUUGUUAAGAGCUAUUGUGGACAUGGAAUACAUCGAUUGUUCCAUACUGCCCCUAAUGUACCCCAUUAUGCCAAAAACUCAGCUGUAGGCGUCAUGAAACCAGGACACUGCUUUACGAUUGAACCAAUGAUUUCGGAAGGUACCUGGCGAGAUGUAUCGUGGCCAGAUGAUUGGACUGCGGUUACCGCGGACGGUAAGUAUUCGGCGCAGUUCGAACAAACUUUGCUCGUAACGGAGACUGGUUGCGACAUUCUGACGAAGCGACGAAACGAAACUGGCACACCGCACUUUAUGGAUCACAUGUGAACCCUGAGGGUUACAGCGCUGGAAUCGUACCAACCAUAAGAGGAUAGGAUCAUGCAAAUCGUUCCCAGUCCCAACGUUAAUUUUCAAAUAAACAUCCUCUUUUUUUCAUCGUUUA